AUGGAGGGCGUGAGCAAACUGCUGGUGGGGAACAAGUCGGACUUGACGGCCAAAAAGGUCGUCAGCUUCGAAGAGGGAAAAGAACUCGCGGACUCCUGCAACAUUCGCUUCAUCGAGACUUCGGCCAAAAGCGCGCAAAACGUCGAAGAGGCUUUCCACAUAAUGGCGUCGGAGAUUAAGGCCCGCGUGCAGGUGGGGCAGCAGCAAAGUCGGCAGCAGCAAAAUGUCCGCAUAGGCCCCUCGCAGCCAGUGCGGGGGGCUGGGGGCUGCUGCAGCCGCAGCUAA
Messenger RNA from Eimeria necatrix, 285 nucleotides. RefSeq lists its product as hypothetical. The transcript is spliced from 2 exons. The record is from RefSeq and is a predicted model, not a curated record. The coding region runs from base 1 to 285 and encodes 94 amino acids. NCBI's taxonomy places the organism in Eukaryota, Apicomplexa, Conoidasida, Eucoccidiorida, Eimeriidae. Gene Ontology annotation, molecular function: GTP binding; GTPase activity.